UCCUCUUUAUUGGAUUGUAAUUAGACUGAUAGCUCAAGGAACCAAAAACAAAACGGAGAAAAGAAAGAAAAAACAAAAUUAUCUCUUUAAAUUAAAAAAAAAGAGAGAAUUCUCAGCCUUGAUUUUAUUUUUAAUUAUCAGCAACUGUUUUGGAGUUUUCAGAUUCUUUUCUGGAAUUUUCUCAUAGGAAAAAUUCUGGGUUUUCAUUUUUCCUUCUUGGGUUUAAUUUGUUCCUAUGCAGUUUGGUAUAUUCCAUUAAUAGCUCAAUAUUAAACAAAAUCUAUAAAGUUUAAAUUUAUUUCCAUAAAUCUCAUUGCUUAGUCUAUAAAAGUUGCAACUUUUCUCUGAAACUAUACUUUUCAUUUCUGAAAUAAAAAAAAACAAUAGAGAGAGAGAGAUUAUGGGGAAGCAAGGACCUUGCUACCACUGUGGCGUUACAAGCACACCUCUGUGGAGAAAUGGCCCACCUGAGAAGCCAGUGUUGUGCAAUGCGUGUGGAUCUCGUUGGAGAACAAAGGGAUCACUUGUGAACUACACUCCACUUCACUCUCGUGCUGAUGGUGAAGAGAACAAGGAUGAUCAGAGGUACCAAAGAAUGAAGAGCAUCUCUGUGAAUAACAAGUACAAAGAGACUAAGACGCUCAAGAGGAAAGCAAUCCAAGAACCGGUCUUGGAACUCAACUAUGGUUUCAAAAAGGCUGUGGUGGAGGAGGAUGCUAGUAAUAGAUCGAGUUCUGGUUCUGCUAUAUCCAACUCUGAGAGCUGUGCACAGUUUAGCAGUGCAGAUGGGAGCGAGUUAACAGGUCCAUCUCAAUCUAACGGAUGGGACACAACGGUUCCUUGCAAGAGGAGGACAUGUGUGGGCCUCCGUCCAAAGACAUCUUCAGUUGAAAAGCUCACACAGGACCUUUACAAUAUUCUACAAGAGCAGCAAUCGUCAGUUUCAUCAGAGGAAGAAGAUCUUCUGUUUGAGAAUGAGAUGUUGUCAAUGGUCUCUGUUGAGAUUGGACAUGGGAGUGUUCUGAUGAGGAAUCCUCACACGUUUGCUCGGGGAGAGGUUUCUGAAGAAGCCAGCUCCCUCUCUUCGGUUGAGAACAAGUCAUCCAUCAGUGAUGCAUACUCCUCACAUUCCAUGAAGCGUGCUGAGAUUGGAGCAGAGAGAGGUUCGGUGUCUGUUGGACAAGUAGUAAAGGAAGAGCAACUCAAGAGGACCAAGUCCCAAACUGGAAGAGUGCAUGUCCUGGGGAGCCAUGGUGCACCACUUUGUAGCAUAGAUUUGAAAGAUAUUUUCAACUUUGAUGAGUUCAUAGAACAGUUUACAGAAGAAGAACAGAAGAAACUGAUGAGAUUGCUUCCUCAGAUUGACUCUGUUAACCUUCCUGAUAGCCUCAGAAUGAUGUUUGAAAGUGCUCAGUUCAAAGAGAACUUCUCUUUGUUUCAGAAACUUAUUGCUGAUGGUGUCUUUGAGAUGCCUUCUACUAGCUCUGAAGCAAAACUUGAAGAGAUGAGGUCUUUUAAGAAGCUUGCAUUGUCUGAUUUUAGCAAAUCUCGUUUGGUGGAAAGCUAUAACCUUCUCAAGGAAGGAGACAAAGGGUCUGCUACAACUUCAAGAAGCUCAAACCCAAAUGUACAUAAACAUAUUGUAACCAUUAAGAGACGCUGUGAAAACCAAACUCAGUUAAAGUCAGAGUCAAGAGGGCUUAUGAGGAGCCCCAAAAGUGUAACAAAGAUGAAAGCAAGCCAUGAAGGAAACGGCUCAUGCUUUAGCCAAAGAAGCUUGGCUUCUGUGUUUGCUCAAGGUAAUUGCAGUUCUGAUCAAGAUCUCCUUCUUUUGGACUUGCCGUCAAAUGGUUCGUUUCCUCAAGCAGAGCUGCUUCACCAACUAUGAGGGGACAAAGAUUUACACUUCAUGGUGCUUCUCAGUGGUGAAAGAAGGAUUCUUAAGCUGGAUCUCUCUUUGCUUGAUUGAGGGAUUGAUGAUAGAGACUCUUAGGCUCUCCGAGUCUUCUUCUUUUGUCUUGGGCUUUUCUUUUGGUGGUUAAGUUUUAUAAGGUGGGUCUUAUAUUCAUACUAUAUGGUGGGUCUUAUCUAUACAUAUGUAUUUACAUAUUGCCUCCUCUCUUUCAAUGAACUUUUUAAACUUGAAACUUCCAUAUU
Messenger RNA from Brassica oleracea var. oleracea, 2157 nucleotides. Its product is annotated as GATA transcription factor 26. Gene Ontology annotation, molecular function: zinc ion binding; sequence-specific DNA binding. NCBI's taxonomy places the organism in Eukaryota, Viridiplantae, Streptophyta, Magnoliopsida, Brassicales, Brassicaceae. The transcript is spliced from 8 exons. The record is from RefSeq and is a predicted model, not a curated record. Bases 401 to 1888 code for a protein of 495 amino acids. Gene Ontology annotation, biological process: regulation of DNA-templated transcription.